Tricharina praecox is the source of this 1443-nucleotide messenger RNA. RefSeq names its product DUF1479 domain protein. The record is from RefSeq and is a predicted model, not a curated record. NCBI's taxonomy places the organism in Eukaryota, Fungi, Ascomycota, Pezizomycetes, Pezizales, Pyronemataceae. The transcript is spliced from 2 exons. The coding region runs from base 1 to 1443 and encodes 480 amino acids.
AUGCUCUCAACCACUCGACUCUCGAACUCGGCCAGAGCGGCCGUCCGCACACGAAGACAUGUCGGCACGAUCGCAGCCGUUAACCACAGCCGCACCAAGGCGAUGGGCGACAUCAGCUCCGUCUUUCCAUCGCUCAACGGCGCAAAAGCGCAGCCACUGCCACCGCGCUUCGCCGAGCUGAAGCGGAGUCUCGUUGCCGGACGGGAGAACGCAAUCCAGGACUCGUGGCGACGACUACUGCCCGUCCUCGACCGAGAAAUCGACGAGAUCCGUGCCAAAGGGCCGAGUAUCAUCCCGUCGAUCGACUUCUCCGCGCUCUCCUCGCCGCUCCCCGCCGCCACCCUCGCCGAGAUCAAAGCGCGCGGCAGCGUCAUCAUCCGCAACGUCCUUCCACCGUCCCUCGCACUCUUCCUCAAGUCCUCAUCGCAGGAAUACAUCCGGUCCAACGCCUCCUCCGUGCGCGCCUUCCCCGCGGCCUCCCCCGCCGUCUACGAGCUCUACUGGUCGCCCGCACAAGUCGCCGCGCGCUCGCACCCCAACAUCCUCCGCACGCAAUCCUUCCUCCAGAGCCUCUGGCACUCCUCGCCCAGCACUCCCAUCUCCACGCAACACCCGCUCACCUACGCGGACCGCCUUCGCAUCCGCCUCCCGGGCGACUCCGGCUUCGCUCUCGGCCCGCACGUGGACGGCGGCUCACUCGAGCGCUGGGAGGACCCCGUGUACCGGGCCAACUACUCUCGCAUCCUGUCCGGGCAGUGGGAGUCGCACGACGCCUACGACGCCACGCACCGCGUGCGCGCAAACAUGGAUAUGUACAAUGGCGCGGGCGCCGCCAGCAUGUUCCGGAUGUGGCAGGGGUGGCUGUCGCUGUCGAACACGGCGCCGGGCGAGGGCACGCUGCGCUUGUUCCCCGCGCUGAAGGAGGCGACGGCAUACUGGAUGCUACGCCCGUUUAUUGGCGAGGAUGGACGGGUGGACCCGGCUCGCACGGGGUUCGAGGGCGCCGCGAUGGGCGCGUGCCAGGAGCUUUCGUCCGAUAACCACCCCGGGUUGAGGCUGCAGGAGGGAAUGGUCUCGAUCCCCGAAGUGGCGCCCGGUGAUUUUGUCGCCUGGCAUUGUGAUGCGAUUCAUGCCGUUGAUAAAACGCAUGCGGGACGCGCGGAUAGCAGCGUGUUUUAUAUCCCCGCCACCCCGCUGACCCCCGGGAAUGUGGAGGCCCUCAGGAGGCAGAAGGAUGCGGCGCUGGCGGGAGAGGUGCCCCCGGAUUUUCCGGGCGCCGGGAAUCCGGCUGUGGGGGAGGGGAAGUUUGUCGGGAAGGUGGAUUGGGAGACGGCUGGGACUAGGGAGAUGGGGAUGGGGGGGGAGGGGUGGGAGGUGCAGGAGGACAUGACGGAGGGCGCGAGGGAGGCGGUCUGGAGGGGGAAUGAGAUUAUGGGAUGGUAG